Messenger RNA from Mauremys reevesii (Reeves's turtle), 5260 nucleotides. It is a transcript of the gene GLS, whose product is annotated as glutaminase. The transcript is spliced from 18 exons. The record is from RefSeq and is a predicted model, not a curated record. Gene Ontology annotation, biological process: L-glutamine catabolic process. NCBI's taxonomy places the organism in Eukaryota, Metazoa, Chordata, Testudines, Geoemydidae. Gene Ontology annotation, molecular function: protein binding; glutaminase activity. Bases 1 to 1941 code for a protein of 646 amino acids.
AUGCGGCGCUGGAGCUCUGCGCUGUUCAGGGAGCUGCUGCGGCUCAGCCAGCCCGGUGGGGCCGGAGGCUCCGCGCUCAGGCGCCCGCCAGCCCCGUUCGCCGCGGCCGCCUGGGGCACCGGCUCGCUCCCCACUCCCCGGCCGGGGCGUCUGCCGCCGCCGCCCCCCGCCCGCAGCGUCUGCACCCGCUCGGAGGGGGCCCUGCAGGAGCCCGGCAAGGGGCCGCCGCUGUCCGCCAGGGCGCCGCCCGCCGACAGCGGCGGCAACAACAACAACCACAACGGCGGCCAGGAGCUCGCUGGAGGCGGGGGGGACAAUAAGAUGAAGCAAGGUCUCUUGCCUAGCUUGGAAGAUUUGCUGUUCUAUACUAUUGCAGAAGGGCAAGAAAAAAUUCCAGUUCAUAAGUUCAUUACUGCACUCAAAUCUACAGGAUUGCGUACGUCUGAUCCACGGUUGAAAGAGUGCAUGGAUAUGUUAAGACUGACUCUUCAAACGACUUCAGAUGGCGUCAUGCUGGACAAAGAUUUGUUUAAAAAGUGUGUACAAAGCAAUAUUGUAUUGCUUACUCAGGCCUUCAGGCGAAAGUUCGUCAUUCCAGAUUUCAUGUCGUUUACUUCACACAUUGAUGAGCUGUUUGAAAGUGCUAAAAAACAAUCUGGAGGACAGGUUGCUGACUAUAUUCCACAACUGGCCAAGUUCAGCCCUGAUUUGUGGGGAGUGUCACUUUGCACAGUGGAUGGACAGAGGCAUUCUGUUGGAGAUACCAAAGUCCCCUUUUGUCUUCAGUCCUGUGUAAAGCCUUUGAAAUAUGCUGUUGCUGUUAAUGACCUUGGCACAGAGUAUGUGCACAGAUAUGUUGGUAAAGAGCCUAGUGGAUUAAGAUUCAACAAACUGUUCCUGAAUGAAGAUGACAGGCCUCACAAUCCUAUGGUGAAUGCUGGAGCAAUUGUGAUCACUUCCUUAAUCAAGCAAGGAGCAAAUAAUGCAGAAAAAUUUGACUAUAUGAUGCACUUUAUGAAUAAUAUGGCUGGUAACGAGUAUGUUGGAUUCAGUAAUGCCACGUUCCAGUCUGAAAGAGAGAGUGGAGAUCGAAAUUUUGCAAUUGGCUACUAUCUGAAAGAAAAGAAGUGUUUUCCAGAAGGCACAGACAUGGUUGCUAUAUUAGACUUCUACUUUCAGCUGUGUUCUAUUGAAGUGACCUGUGAAUCGGCUAGUGUGAUGGCAGCAACUCUGGCUAAUGGUGGCUUUUGCCCAAUUACUGGUGAAAGAGUACUGAGCCCUGAAUCAGUCCGGAAUACCUUGAGUCUAAUGCAUUCCUGUGGCAUGUAUGACUUCUCAGGACAGUUUGCCUUCCAUGUUGGUCUUCCUGCAAAAUCUGGAGUUGCUGGUGGCAUUCUUCUGGUUGUUCCUAAUGUUAUGGGUCUGAUGUGCUGGUCACCUCCUUUGGACAAAAUGGGCAACAGCGUUAAAGGGAUUCACUUCUGUCAUGAACUGGUUUCUUUGUGCAAUUUCCAUAAUUAUGAUAACUUGAGGCACUUUGCAAAGAAGCUUGAUCCUCGCAGAGAAGGUGGUGAUCAGCGGGUGAAGUCUGUGAUAAAUCUCCUGUUUGCUGCCUACACUGGGGAUGUAUCUGCACUCCGAAGAUUUGCUUUGUCGGGUAUGGAUAUGGAGCAAAGAGAUUAUGAUUCACGAACAGCAUUGCACGUAGCAGCUGCAGAAGGUCAUGUGGAAGUAGUUAAAUUUUUGCUGGAAGCCUGCAAAGUGAAUCCUUUCCCCAAGGACAGAUGGAAUAAUACUCCUAUGGAUGAAGCUUUACAUUUUGGACACCAUGAUGUAUUUAAAAUUCUUCAAGAAUUCCAGAUCCAGUACACACCUCCAGAGGAUUCCAGCGAUGGAAAGGAAAAUCAAACAGUUCAUAAAAAUCUAGAUGGCUUACUCUAACCAUCUUCAGCUAGAUCCCAAGAGUCAAAUCACUUACCUAUGUUGUUGUGGAAAAUGAGUAUGAAGAGCGUGUGUAUUUCUGUCUGACAGUGGUGUAUAUUUUACAGAAUAUUUCAUUUAUUUCAGUGUUACAGGAGUUUUCUUCAUAAUAUGCAGUGGACAAACCCAAUCGCUCCAAAAAACAAACAAACCCCAAACAACACCCCUCCCCCCGAGAAUCUCCUUCCAUAAUGUCAGCAAUAUUACCUCGUGUUGCAUAUAAUUGAUGUAAAGGAAAUAUUAGCUGUUGAUGGCUUUACUGUGCACUACUUAAUUUAUUUUUGUGUUCUAUGUAUAUCUUCAAACCGUGGUCAGGAAUUUUUCUGCUGAAUUUGCAUUUCUAAACAAAUCUCUUAGUGUGGCCAAGUGGAACCAUGCUGUUGCCAUGUGCAAGUGUCAUUGUGGUUUUGCUAGAUUUCAGGAGUUGAGGAUGCUGGUGUAGAUUGAACAUGGGUGUGUUGAACAAGGAUCUGCAUUUAUCUUGAUUUCCCAUGGAACCCUGUUUACAUAGUCACCUUGUUACCUAGAUCGAUCGGUCAAUCAGCCCUCACAGAGAGCGCUGAUCACAACACAUUGUUCAUGUUGUUCUAGCGAGUCCUUCAGCCACCCGUUGGCCAGGCUUGUCAGUGGCACCAGACACCUGAUCAGCAUAGCACACCUCAGCCCAGAACCCCUGAGCUCAAGCGAUCCGCCAGCCUCAGCCUCCCAGGUAGCUAGGAUUACAGGCGCGUGCCACCUUGAAUGGUUGUUUACAUAGUAUAAAUCUCAAAAUAAUGGUGACAUUUGUCAGUGGUCUGGGCUAAUUGUUCUUAGAGAUGAUUUUUUCAGGGAGUCUGUUUUAAGGUUGGUUUGAUGACCAAAUGCCAUGGAGGAAUAUCACUUGUUUGACUUUUUUUUUAGUUGUUCCUUUCAAAUGCCCAUUGUCCAGCCUCUCUCUCUGUCCAUAUUCAGCUGCUGAAGUGCUUUCCCUUUAGCUGGGGAAAGCAGGCACUUCCACAGUAUGCAUUGGUUCCUGACAGGCAUAUGUGCAUCAUGGGGGAUCUUGUAGGCUGCAAAAUAAUUCAUCUCAGUCUUAUGUUUUGUCCUCAGCUGCAACUACACCAAAAACCUUUUAGGGGAAUGGAAGUAUAUGAAAGGCAAAAUACUAAACCAAAUGUUCUAAAUCAGUUAGGCUCACAAUAAAAAACACUCAUGGAGUGAAACAGCUUAAAGAGGUAUAAAGCUAAUCAAAACAUGAGCAAGGUUGUGGAUAUGCCAAACUGUGCGUCUAUCUCUCUUCUUAUGCUGGCAUAAAUCCUUGAAUAGUUUUGUUGAAGCUUCUGAAGUUACGCUGGUGUAAAACAGGUAACAGAUCAGAAACAGGGGGCCACAAAUCAAGCAGUUCAUUUGUGUGUGAACUGUUGCAUUUGCCCUCUUCACAUGGUAGUCUGUGCCCCAUGUAUAUCAGGCGUUAGAAAUCUAAAUCCAAAUAUUUGUUCUAUUUUUGGGACCAUUACACUACAUCAGCUUCUUGCCAAUGCAACAAUAUGUCUGAUUACUGACACUGCAAUAUGAGUGAAGUCAUCUUUAAAAAAAAAAAAAAAACCUGGGUAGGAGUAUCUAUUUCACAUUUGUUGGAAGUAGGUGAUAGUUAAGAAUCAGGCAGUGUAUGGGAAUAAAACCAUUUGAGGGAACUUCACACAUCUCAAAGAUAUGGCAGUAAUAAUAAUUCAUCCAUAGAUCUCAAGGUGCCCACUUUACAGAUGGUGAAACUGAGGCAUGGAGAGGUCACCCAGAAAGUCAGUGGCAGAGUCAAGGUAUGGAACCCUUGUCUCCUGCGUCCCACUCCAGUGCUCUAGCCUCUGUGCGCAUUGCCUCCCCUAAGGAGGAGAAAUCAAAUGGAGGCACUUGAUAUUCAGCACAAGCAGUGGCCUAUCUCAUAAUAAAGAUGCUGUCCUGUAGUAGUUUGAAAGCCUAAACCCCUGAAAUCUGAUUGGUAAAAAUGCUUGCCUGGCAUUAGUCACUCUCCCCCCGAUCUGAUAUUGCUGCUUUUUGCCUCAAGUCAAUUAUUCACUCGACGGCCUCAUGCUUUUAUAACCUUCACCUUUCAUGCCUUGUGUCGCAGCCACCUUCCUCCUUAACCAAGAACUGGAUGGGAUUCCCUUUGAACCCUUCUUGGCCAGAUGGGUCACUGUUGAGAGCACAAGGCCCUGUCUCUGCUGCACUCCUACAGAGGAUAAAACGAGGCAAACUAAAUCCCACGUUUUCCUCUCUAACAUUCUUGGACCUACCAAAUUGAUCCUAUGGGACUAAAAUUUCUCAGGUUGGGCUCUGGGGGGGUACUGAUUAGGUCUCAAGCUAUGAGACGCAUUCUGUUUGUUAACUUAAUCAGAUUUCUUAGCAAACCAGAGAGACAUAGAAAAUGUAUCCUCUGUGGUCUCAGAAAAAAUGUCAGUGAUUUAUUUUGAUGUAAUUGAAAUCAGUCAAAAUUUACUUUGCUCGAACAAUAACCUUUCCAAAAGGUAGCUAUAUGUACUGAGAAGAUAAAGGCAUUUUAAUUAAAUAGCAUAGAGAUUGUGGCUGUCCCUGAACCUAAUGUUUUCCUCCACUAUAUUAAGAGCUUUUAGCUAGAAUUUUAGCACCAAUGCAUUUUCACCAGGAUAGUUUUAGCAUUUUCUCAUUGUACCAGGAGAUAUUAUUUUGCAAAGAUUUGUGCCCAGUGGAAGCAGUGCAUUUAUAUAUGCAAUUAUUUAUAAAUAUAUGUAGUUCACUGGUGUGGCUGCUCAUCAUUGCUGGCACCGACAUGUAGAUUUUAAUUUAAAUGGCUUUUGUUGUGUUAUCAAAUGCUGACAUCCUUAUGCUCCAAAGAGUUUUCUGUGUUAUGUUAUAUAUGUGCUUCUUAUGUAUCACAGCAACCAGAAAUGGUUAAGCUAACUUAAUGCUUUGUACAUAGAAAUAUUGUGCUGGUCUUAGCGUUAAUUAUCCCAUCUUUUUGUGAAAAAUGUGAUGUACUGGGCUGAUACUUUUUAGCUGCAGAGCUGGACUGUCAAUGAGUGUUUUUAUUGAUGCUGUACUUACUAUCAGCAAUUGUGACUGAUUGGUGUGACAUUUUAGAUUCCUUAUUGUGGGGAAUAGACAGUGAUGAAUGUAUUUGCUUUCAGCAAUUUUCCUGUAAGUGAAUCUAAAUUUUAAAAAUACUUGAGCUGUACUGGUUCUGAAAAUGAAAGAUAUUUAUUUUAAUGAAUAAAAUCCAGGUAUUGUUGCUUUUUACAGCACAAUUAAAAAGGAAUACCAAAAAAUA